UGGGCCGGCGGCUGUUGAUACCGUCGUGAAUCCUGUCAUAUGCACAGCAGGCCGAUCAUCAUCGCCAUCGCCAUCGCCAUAAUCAUCAAGUCUUCAGGUUCAAACCACUGUCUGUGACCGUUGCUUUUCCUGCUGUCACCCUUUGGCCAUCCAGCCCAGCCCAAGGCCCCAUCCAGCCAGCCCAGCCCAGCCCAGCCCAACGUGCUCAAUCCCUGCUGCCUGUGGAAAGUACUCGGCACGCAGUCCUGGAGAUGAAGGGAGCAGGCAAGGGUGCCGGUGCUGGUGCUGAUGAUUCUGCUGCGUCAAUCCAGCUAGCUACAGCUCCAUCUAUCCACCCCAAGAGAAAGAGAGAGAAAAGCUGACCACCAGCAGCAAUUGUCAGAAUGAGCUGCCCACACACACACUGUCUCCCCCCGUCUCUCCCCACCCAAAGGAUCUGAGUCCCUCCGCCUCCGAAGGUCCCCAUUCGUGGCCCUGCGAGUCCAGCCUGCCAGCCUGCUCAUCAUCUGGCAAAAAGGACCACCGUAUGGAGAAAGGCCCAAGAUCCGCCCUCGCAUCUCAAUCAAGCUAGGGGUCAUCCGCAGAUCCCGCGCCAUUGGCCAUCUGUUCGUGUGUUGGCAGAUGUGACGGCGUGUGAUGCAACGCCAGUCCAUGCAUCCAAAUUACAGACAAGAACGGGUCUGCGGAUGUGAUGCUCGGUCGAACCACCACCUACCGUUUUUACUGUUUGACCACCUCGGCAGCCGUUGCCAGCCUGCCAGCCUGCCAGCCUGCAUCUCCCUAGGGAUGUCCUCUUCGUGACGACAGUUCUGCCAUUCCGGCCUGCCGCCGGGCUGCCGCAUCAAUUAAACUUUCCGACGUGCCCUGGCCCAUGCUUGACCUUUUUUGCAUCUCAGAUCGUGGUAGCUGCCUCGUGGUUAUGCUGCUUCACACAUUUGGGCACCUGCAUGGAGAACAUGCCAUUGUUUCAAAGGGCUGCUUCGCAAAGAUGGUUGCAGAAAGUCCCGGCUUGCACGCUGGGACUCGCCCGACAGCACUGCAUUGACAAGCUAAAGAGGACGUGCUGGACUCUGGCGCUUAUAUCGUAGUAUCGUCCAGUGUUGACCCGAUAGAGAACAGGACGUCAUUCCUGAAAAGGAUACGCUAAGCCAAGGCACGGGUAGGAAGGGGAUGAUUGCGCAGGGGAGCCAUCCCCAGGGGAGGUAUACCAAGCAUGCUAUCCAUCUGCUGCAUGUGGGCUAGACUGGCAAGACUGGCCCUGUGGGCACCGCCGGGUUCCUGAAGCGCGCGUCAACGGGCCCGCCUUAGCGCAGCAGAGGUCGCACGGGAGCAGGCGCCAUUGGCUGGGUGGGCCCUGUUUGAACCCACCCUCGGUUUUCUUCAGUGACUUUUUUCGCAUCCUCGACCUCAUGCACACUGGUGCGCGCACAGCACAACGCCCGUCAAAACCGAGCAAAAAGAUGCCUCCCAAGAGCAAGGUGACCGCUCGGGCCAAGCCCAGGCCCCGGACCCCUGUGGCAGAUCUGCCUUCUGCGUCAGAAUCCGAAAUCGACAAUGAUAGCGACGGCGCCAGCGGUGUUGGUGAGAGUGAAGAUGAGAGUGAGAGCGGGAGUGAGGCCGGGGCAAGCGUGAGCACUGGGAGCGAUGCCCAGUCACAUCCGGACUCAGACUCGGACUCGGACUCUCUGGACAGCGAUGCCCCUCGAAAGAGACGCAAACGCUCCCCAAAACAAGACCAAGAGGAGGAUGAAAGCGACCUGGAUGAUCUGCCAAAGGCACCUGUGUCGUUCAGCGCACCCUCACGCAUAAGGCGCAAGGCUGCGGAUGAGCCUGCGCCCAAGCCUGCCGUUGUCCAGAGCGUUUCGAAAGACGUGGUCAUCGGCACAGGUACUACGGCACCAAUAGACCCUCAUACAACUUUUGAUUCUCUGGGUGUUCAGCCGUGGUUGGUGCAGUCUUUGGCCAACAUGGCCAUCAAACGGCCCACCGGGAUUCAAAAGGGUUGCAUCCCCGAGAUAUUGAAGGGGAGGGACUGUAUCGGUGGCAGUAGGACGGGUUCAGGAAAGACAGUCGCGUUCGCGGUUCCCAUCCUCCAGAGAUGGGCGCAGGACCCAUCUGCUAUCUACGGGCUUGUGCUGACACCAACUCGAGAACUGGCACUGCAGCUAUAUGAGCAGUUCAAGGCCAUCUCUUCACCCCAGACGCUCAAGGCCCUCCUGAUCACCGGUGGUGCCGACAUGCGGACCCAGGCGAUAGCACUGGCAGAACGUCCGCACAUCGUCAUCGCAACCCCCGGCCGCCUGGCAGACCACAUCCGUACCUCUGGCGAGGACACCAUCUGCGGCCUCCGGCGCGUCAGGUUCCUCGUGCUCGACGAGGCAGACCGCCUGCUCUCGGCGGACGGCCCGGGCAGCAUGCUGCCGGACGUCGAGGAGUGUCUCGAUGUCCUGCCCCCGUCGUCCCAGCGCCAGACGCUCCUCUUCACCGCUACCGUGACCCCAGAGGUGCGCGCGCUCAAGGAGAUGCCGACCAAGCCCGGCAAACAGCCAGUGUUCGUGUGCGAGGUCGACACGGAGACGCUGGCGAUCCCGCCGUCGCUCAGGCAGCUGCACAUCCAGGUGCCCGUGACGCACCGCGAGCACUACCUGCACGAGUUCCUCAAGACCGAGGGCAACAAGGACAAGCUCACCAUCAUAUUCUGCAACCGCACCGACACGGCCAGGUACCUCCACCACCUGUUGCACCUGCUCGAGCACCCAGUCACCUCGCUGCACUCCAAGCUGCCGCAGCGGCAGCGCGUCGACAACCUCAGCCGCUUCCGGGCGGGCGCGUCGCGCAUCCUCGUGGCCACGGACGUCGCGGCCCGUGGUCUCGAUAUCCCCGAGGUGGCCACCGUGAUCAACUACGACCUACCGCGGGACCCGGACGUUUACAUCCACCGGGUGGGACGUACGGCUCGUGCGGGACGCAAGGGUGACGCGGUCACGUUUGUCGGGCAGAGGGACGUUGACCUCGUCCUCGCCGUGGAGGCCCGGGUGGGGCGGCAGAUGGUCAAGUGGGAGGAGGAGGGGGUCAACCUGGAGACGAGGGUGGUCCGGGAUUCGCUCAACGUCGUUGGCGAGAAGAAGCGGGAGGCCCUGCUGGACAUCGAGGAGGACAGGGAGGUCGGCAGCAAGAGGAAGCGAGGCAAGGUCAAACUCAACCGCGUCAAGGCGUGAGCCGGCUGCCAUCGUGUACAUUCAUACAUACACCAUCGUCAGAGCUACCCACCCAAUCGAGACAAAGUCCUUGCCAAGACCAUGCCUAUAGAUCAUCUUACAGAUACCUCUGCGAAGUACAAACGGCGCAUACACCUUCCCUACCACUGGCCGUCUUCCUCUGAUGUGACAGUUGCUUGGCAGCUCAGGAUCCCACAUCCCAGAACAAGACGCACAGUCGCAUUGGCCAGCUCAGAGCUGAGGAGGAUGGGAGGAUGGAGUUACAAAUACUCCGUACAGCUGAGCCUCGAUUACCCCAGGGUAACACGAUUGGGCCCCUCAGAGGGCCACACAUGAGACUUCAUCUCGACCGACCGGCCGCAAACGUGGGGCCGAAAGGAGAGGGAACGGCAGAAGAGCGUGCAUGAAUGAACCCCUGAGCUGAGGCACACAAGAAAGAUUGGGUGGAGCGGGAGAGCAGGGAUCAGGCCGUAGGGCUGGGAGAUGAUGGGAGGAAGCUGGUGUCAGAUUCAGGGGUUGGACUCCUUCAGCCCGUUUUUGGACUGCCACGUUGAUGAGAAAGAGAGAGAGAGAGAGAGUCCUGGCCAUAAUAAUAAGCAAUGGUAUUUCUUGGCCCUGGUGUGGGUUAUUUUCAGCAUCUGGGGUUUGUGCAUUGCGCGUUCGUGGUUAGAGGUAUUAUCGGCAGCACGGUCAUGAAGCCUCGGCACGACGGUACACAGUACAUGUUUCUACACCGAGCUGUCGUGAUAUCGCGGAGCAGCCAAGCAUAGUUCCAGAGCCAUGAUUGAGCCACGCGCAUGUCGUGGCGGGCGGGCGGGGCGGGCGCCGGUCCAGCCUCGGGAUGUGGCCUCUCGGUGGAGCUGCAGUACGGAGUGCGGAGUACCUCACAGUAAGUACUUGGCCACGACAGACAGACAGACAGACAUAUACACAGACAGACCGACGGCGGCGGGCUUCGGUCUUGCAGUUUCGAGGUGAUGGGGGAUGGAGAUGGCGGCCAUGGCUGGUUGGCUGGCGGCGCGUCCCCACCGCUGUAUCAACUUGACAGGUGACCGGGGUGACGAAGGCUGCCCUUUGUUCCCCAUACGAUGCAGUUGUCGGUGACGGAUGGGAACUAGCAGCAGGCAUUUUGCAUGUGCAGCGCGGCCUGCCCUGUGUCGAUCAGAGAAAGUCUAUAGGCUAAACCACGGGUGUUGGCAAACAUAGUAUGCAACACAUUGUUGACAUGGGAAGGCCAAGUCAAACACUACUGAAUCCCGCUCAUCAUACUGACAUAGAAACUGGUCGCGGGUUGUGGCCGGCGUCGGGGCAUAUGUCAGGCCCGGGGCGGUGUUGGACAGUCAGCGGGCAAAACGGUAGAUGUUAUCCCGUACCUUGCUGCUGUCAGGGCGACAGCGCACCGUCUCAGGGAUGAAGUAGGUAAGCUUUUGCGGACUGGGGCAGUAGAUUGGCGACCAGCUAUUGCGAUCUGUCAGAGGAUGUGUUGCGUCACGAGUGAAGUUGUGCCCAUCGACGCCGGUGCGCCGGUGCGCCGGGCUGGUGGGUCUGCCCGAUCCAACGAACCCUUAAAUCCGCGCCCUAGCCCAAACCCCAGCAAGCCCAGUACAUGGCGCCAGGUACCAGACGUUCGGCAGUCUGGACUAGCCCGUCCUGUAUCGCCGAGACAGCCGCGAGCUAUCACCUAAACUCGCCGACGUGACCAAAAAAAAAACCGACACAACGCCAAGCUGGGGUUAACUGAAAACUCGACUGCAAUGCGAGAUGAGUCAAACCAAAGAAGGGGCCUGGUUGACAGGCCAGUCAAUGGUGCAACUUGAGGAAAAUGAAAAUCGCAUAGGGGGAGACUGUACUGUCAGACUGUACUAUACGGUACGCCUACAUGCUUGCUUACUUAGUUGUAUGCACCGGAAUUGGUCAAUCCCAAUCCCGGGGCUGGGCGAGGCAGCGAGUCUGUGGCUUACACAGCCCAAGACGGUGACCGGAUCCGGUAAGAAACAACGAGCGCACGGGUCGGAAUAGGCAGCGCCUUGUAC
Molecule: messenger RNA, 5251 nt
Organism: Diaporthe batatas
Lineage: Eukaryota; Fungi; Ascomycota; Sordariomycetes; Diaporthales; Diaporthaceae
Exons: 2
Coding region: 1410-3218 (602 amino acids)
Molecular function (GO): ATP binding; RNA helicase activity; nucleic acid binding
Source: RefSeq, a predicted model, not a curated record